UCGCAUUUGUUGUCGUCUCCUCCAUCAGUAAAGAGCAAGAUGUCUGCCCUGGACGUGGAGGACUUUAUCCAGCAGAACAGAGCGAUAGCAGAUCAGGUGGAAACACACCGAGGUUACUGGGAGAGUGAGAAACACUGGGAGGCCAGGAGGGAGUUUAUCCUGAGGAACAUCAGCGACUAUGAGGCUGAGCAGCUCGACCCGCUCCUGUCUUUGUCCAUGGUCUGGGCCAACAACGUCUUCCUCGGCUGCAGGUACGAAAACACAACAACAUGACCGCCACAUUCGAGCACACAUUUUUAUUUAGCCUUUAUUUAAGCAGGUUAGUCCCAUUGAGACCUGGUUUUGUUUAAAAAAGACAAAAAGUACUAUGUUUAUGAUGGUCAAACUUGGCAAAUGCAGGAUAAUACCUUACAUGAAUCGCAAGAGCUUUUUGUCCCACGAAGGCCACCGUCAUUUCACCAACAGAAACGAGCUGACUGCUUUAUUUAACUAAAAACUUACAUUUAACACCAUUUCAUUCUCAAAAUAUCACCUCCUUUCGCUAGUAUCCGUGGUACUUUUUCUGUGGAGUGUUUAAAAUUCGUCCAGCCGGAUACUUUGGUGGUGAAUACACCGAAACUGUCUUAACGUCGCUUUUUGUGACAAACCUCGCCGAUAACUCAUGUACUAAUUGGUUUAAACUAUUAUUAAGUUUAUUGGUAACAUCUUGUUGCUUAUUUUGAAGUAAAACUCGUAGAUAUCAUCAUCAAUGUUGCAUGAUUUCAUUGAUAAAACUCACCUGAACUUCUGCGGACAUUCUUCUUCUUCGUCCCUGUUUUUACCUGUUAAUGCGCUCACUGCCGCCCCCUGUGUCCGGAAUACGAACAUCAACAAUCCAGCUUUAUCUGCUCAUGAUGAAGAGGUUUGAGGUUUUCGCAGUUUUGUCCCUAUACGAAUUACUAAAAUCUGACUUGUCAGGACAUAAUUUAUCACAGCUCUUUACAGUUCAGUAAAUCAGCCCUCUGCAUUGGAAUAACAUUUUGAAUGAGCUUUUAAGGAGAUAAAAACAAAGCUGUAUUUUAUUGUAGAAUAAAUCAAUCUCAAUAAUAUCCUCUAUUACAUUUAAAAAAAAAGAGUAGACACGCAUAGGUAUAAUGAAUGUUUGAUUCUUUCAUUUAGCUUCAGUUUGUUAGAUAGAUAGAUAGAUAGAUAGAUAGAUAGAUAGAUAGAUAGAUAGACAUCUUGGCCUCCCUCUACAGAUUACCCGUGCAUUUUAGAGUUCAUUUCAACAUUGUUUUAUUCGUUUUGAAAUCUUUAAAUGCUCAGGCUCCAUCUUACCUCUCAGCUUCUCCACCCCUACACCCCUGCUCGGUGCCUCGGGUCAGCUGAUCAGCUGCUCCUGGAGGUACCGAGGUCCAAACUGAAGCUCAGAGGGGAUAGAUCUUUUUCUGUUGCAGCCCCAAAAUUAUGGAACGAGCUACCCCUCCAAAUCAGACAAGCCCCCACACUGUCCAUUUUUAAAACUCGUCUUAAAACCCAUUUUUAUUCAUUGGCUUUCAACCCUACAUGAGACUGUUUUAGUGUUUUGUUUUGUUUUUAGUUAUUUGUUUCUGUUGUUUUUAUAUUAGCUUUUAAAACAUUGCAACUAUAUUUUACUUUUUAUAUCUGCUUUUAUCUUAUCCAUCGUUUUAAUUGUUUUUUGAUUGUUUUUUAUGUCUGCGUUGUUUUGUCUAUUUAUGUACAGCACUUUGUUCAGCUGUGGUUGAUUUAAAGUGCUUUAUAAAUAAAGUUGAGUUGAGGUAGGUAGAUAGGUAGGUAGAUAAAUACUUAAUUAAUCCCAGUUGGGAAAUUCAGGGGUCGCGCCACUCACAGACUCAUACACAGUACACUAACAAGGACAAUGACGAUAACAACAAGUGCACUUCUGCAGAUCAGCCAAGUAGAUUAAAACCAGUUAAAACCAGUAUAAAAAGUGCAAUAAAUGCAGUAGUGCUAGCAGUUCAAUAUGUGUAUAGUACUUAGAUGCACAGGUCCUUGACUCAGGUAUUGUUCUUUAGAUUAGAUCAGUGAUUUUUUUAAAACUCUCAUACUGUCUUCAAUAUUGGCAGGUACAGCACAGAGCUCCUGGAGAAAGUAAAGGAGAUGGCUGAAGGCAUUGUGGUGGUGGAUGCGCCGGUCUUCAAGACAAGAGACGAGAUUAUGAAGAAACAACAGGUACACAAACACACACACACACAAACAAACACAAACAUGCAUACUGUAUGAAUUGACAGAGAACAUUUCCAAUGUUGUCCUCUCCCUUCCUUCACAGGGUCGAUGACAGACUAAAUCACACCUUCUGCUUGUGUUGGAUGAAGACUGGAGAUUGAUGGAAAUCAGCUGUUGUUUACAUACAUGCUGUGACAUAUUUUGGAUCAUCGAACAAUCCUGCAUUUUUAUAACAGACCUGAGGGAGUGUGAACACCAGAUAUAUUCAUUUUUAAAUUCACAGCAGAAGGACUCAGUUCCUCAGAUUUUCAGCGUUUGAUGUUUGUCGCAGCGAAGGAGCUUCAGUGCUCAUCGGUUGUAAUACAGUUUUUUUUUUCUAAUAGGUAUUCUCAAUGUUUUUAUAUUUUUUAUAAACGCAAACACAAGAAGACUCUGAAUCCUGUCCUAAUGGAUCAUCCUGCAGCUUAAUAAAGGAAAGGACAUGGUAUUUCUUU
Molecule: messenger RNA, 2681 nt
Organism: Xyrichtys novacula (pearly razorfish)
Lineage: Eukaryota; Metazoa; Chordata; Actinopteri; Labriformes; Labridae
Source: the annotation of a GenBank genome assembly